This is a messenger RNA of Paramecium tetraurelia, 900 nucleotides long. RefSeq lists its product as uncharacterized. The transcript has 4 exons. NCBI's taxonomy places the organism in Eukaryota, Ciliophora, Oligohymenophorea, Peniculida, Parameciidae. The record is from RefSeq and is a predicted model, not a curated record.
AUGGGAAAUAAUAAUAUGUGUUGUACUCAGGAGGAGUAAUAGAAAUAAUAAUAAACCAUUGGUUCAGAAUGUAUAACAACAAAUCCAGAUAUUAGUGAAGCUAUUCCACUCCUGCAUGAUGGCUACAAUCAUAUGCCAUUAUAAAACGAAUUCAGAGUCUAACCCACUAUUAAAACCAUUCAGUAGCAUCUGCGUAUCAGAUAACAAAUGAUAAGUGACAUUUUCAAUAGUUUUGUCCUGAAUCACAAGGAUUUGAUGUUUCCCUCUCAAAUGAAGAUUUCCUUAGUUUAAAAAUCCAUCAUUAUUGCAGAUAACAGUUAACAAUCACAAUUGGCUAUGAGUUUCAUCAAGGCAACUGAUUUUCAUAUUGAUUUGAAAUUGGAGAUCAAUCAAUUCAUAAACUACUUUGCUAAUCUGAUCCAAAAAUUUUACAAAGCAUCUUUGUUGAUUGAUGAGAUAAAGAUGCUCGUUUUGGACGAAUUGUUUGCAAAUGAAGGGUUUUAUAACUUUGUCAAACAAUAAUAUGACAAGGGAUUACACAGUAGGAUAAUUGCCUAUAGAACCAAUAUACAAAAGAUUGAAAGAUCGCAAAAGAAAUAGGAUAAAUUAUUAUCCAUUCUAUAGAAUAUGGUUAAUAAACGAUCUCCAAGAGAGAAACUACAAAUCUUAGAUGAUGUGGCUCAAAAAUUGACUUAGGAGUAUAAGAAUGCAGAUGCCGAUAAAUUUAAUGAACUCAUCUAUGAUUUGAUUGUCUAAGCCAAUAUACCUUCGUUUGUGACUGAAAUUAAAUUGAUUAACGAUUUUGCUGGAGAGAUUUUUGCUAGAGAUUCCUUGGGAAGAUAUGGCUACGUUCUUACUGCUUUUAUGGGGAUCUUAAUGCUAAUAAUUUAAAACUAUUGA